CGCGUGACUUCCUUCGACCGAAGAGUUUCCGGAUCUCAAACUCCAGGAAGAGCGGCGCGUUGGCGGGGGCCGCUCAGCAGGUCAGUGAGAAUCUGAGACGCGCUGGUAAGGAAGCAUGCAGGCGUGUGUGUGGCGUCCCCCCCAGGUCGUGGCCUCGCUAUGGAGAUGGGGUACUCCAUUGAACUGUAGGUCAGCCCACUUUAAGCCCAGCAGACAGACACUGAGAUUGGAGAGUCAUGGAAAGUCCAGAGAGCAGCAGUUGGCUCGGCAUGGUGGAAGUGUGGACAGGACCUUCGGCUCAAAUUCUGCCACUUCAGACCCUGUGCAGAUUCACAAGCAGAGACUUACACUGUGGUUCAGCCACAUGCCUCGAGAGGAAAAGCAGUUUGGAGAAUUAUUCUCUCCAGUGGCCAUGCAUGUGGAUCCUCUGAUUGUUGAAGCCCAUCCACAACAACAUGGGCACAAAGUGACCUCCAUAAAAGACCAGGCUUUGCUUUCACAGCAGCAGCCCCUCAGUGUAGCCCAGCUCUUUGACGAUUUGACCGGGUCUGAACUGAAACACGGGCAGAAUGUUGUUUUGUAUGGUGGUGUCGGGACCGGGAAAAGCACGGUAGUCCAGAAGCUAGUUCUGGAUUGGUGCUCUGGAGUGGCACUAUCCCAGUUUGGCCUGGUCAUCCCGUUUUCCUGUGAGGACCUGUCAGUGUGCACCCAGGCUAUAUCGCUGCGGAAGCUGGUGGCUAGGAAGUACCUGCACCUCCGAGAUGUUCCACAACUCAGGGGGGACAGCACCUCUGCACAUGAUGUACUCUUCAUCUUCAAUGGCCUGGAGCAGAUGAAACUGGACUUCCGCAUUUCCAGUACGGAACUCUGCAACAACCCAGAUGAGCCUCUCAGUGCGGCUGGCAUUCUGGUCAACCUGCUCCGCAAGUACCUUCUGCCAGAGGCCAGCAUCCUGGUGACUAGCAGAAUGUCAGCCCUGGACAUGGUGCCCACCAAGUACGUGAACCACUAUGUACAGAUCCGAGGCUUUGGUGACAUUGAACAGCAGCGUGCCUACUUCACCAGCCGCCUGGGCCAUGGUUCUGAGGAGCUCAUGAGUCUGCUCUACAUGAAUCUGCAGCGAGAGUCCCAGCUGGCGGCUGCCUGCUUCUUGCCCUCAUACUGUUGGCUGACUUGUGCCAUCCUGCACUUCCUGCACUUCACUGACUCUCACGCCCCCCUUUGCUCCCUGACUGGCAUCUACACUGGCUUUCUGCGACUCAACUUCGCUGGAGAGAUCUUGGUGGCAGGUGCCAGUGGUCCACAACAGAGCAUCUCACUCAUGCGCUACGUUGUCAAGACGGUGGGUAAGGUGGCAUAUGAGGGUAUCCGCGCCAAGAAGACCUCCUUCACUGAUGAGGAGUUACAGGAGUGGCUCGACACCAAGUCCCAGACAGAUGAAGAACUCCAGCAGCUGGGGGUCUUACGCACAGAUGUUUUGGACUUCUUCAUUGCUCACCGUCUAGAUGGCAACUCUGAUGAGACAAGACACGUUUUUGUUAUUCCCACCAUGCAGGAGUACCUUGCUGCCCUGUAUGUGGUUCUGGGUGAGAAGAAAACUGUGCUGGAAGUGCUGGGGAAGGAGGUCUCAGAGGCUAUCGGUCAAGUCAGUGAAGAUCUGACCACCUUGUUGAACAUCUUGGCCAAGUUCCUGCCUCUGCGUGUCUUUGCCUUUUUUAACUUGUUGAAGAUGUUCCCCAGCUUGUACCGUAGGAUCAGCGGGCGCAGCAAGGGCAGCAUUGGCCACACCAUGGCCAAGGAGAUGUUCAAGGAGGAGGACCUGAUGAAUGAGGAUGUCUUGGAUCAGGUGGAGCAAAGCUUGCUGGGGGUACAGGGCCCCGCUCCCCGUGAGCAGCAGACCAAAGACUCCUUCGAGCUCUUCCCUAUCUUCAUGGGCGGCCUUCUGGCACACAGUAACAGGGUCCUGCUGGAACAUAUGGGGUGCAACAUCAAAAGUUCGUCUGUCAUCCAGAUUGCCCACACCCUCAAGAAGCAUCUGAUCAGCAGCAGCCAGAAGAAGCUGCCCCCCGAGGAGCUGGUGGACUUUCUCUUCUUCCUGUAUGAGUUUCAGAACCAAAGCUUCACGGCUGAGGUACUGCGCUCCCACAGCCGCCUCAACCUGUCAUCCGUACGGAUGACACCCCUCAAAUGCUUCGUCUUGACCUCCGUCAUGUCCACACUUCCGCCCACGCAUCUGCUGGAUGAGCUGGACUUGUCCUCCUGCCAUCUGACCCCGGAGGGGCUGCUUACACUCCUGCCUGUCCUGCUCCGGUGCCGAAAUGUUAAUUUGCAGUUUAACAACCUUCACCCGGUGGCCUGCGAGCACAUCAGAAGUAUUCUGCUGGACAGCAACUGCGCCAUCCAGUCCCUCCACCUCUGUGACAACCCGCUGGCUGAAGAGGGGGCUCGCAUCCUGGCAGAGACGCUGGUCGGCAGCCAUUCCCUCAAGCAUCUCUCUCUCAUGCACACUGACCUGGGUGAUGGAGGUGCCAUUGCCCUGGCAGCCCACCUGAAGGACAAUACUGGACUGGAGGAGCUCAACGUGGCAUACAACUCCAUUUGUGACCAUGCCUCCCUGAAGCUGGUGGAAGCAUGUCGAGACCACCCAACUUUGGACCGAGUGCAUCUCUACCUCAACCCAGUGAGUGAAACUGGAAAGCUGGCCCUCCAUAGCGCAAGCCAAGGCAACCAAGGCAAAGUGAAGAUGCUGGUGUCCGUCACUCAGGGAGAGAACGUCUCGGAGUACUGGGAGGUGAUCCUUAAUAUUGUGAAGAAGAACAGUGCCACCUGGGACCGGGCCCGGGUUCAAGAGCACCUGCAGCUGUUCCUGCGUGAUCUGGAGGGCGGACGGCGCACCUCUCGGAGCAUCUGGAAGAAAGGGCACUUUCGCAGGGUGGAGAGGGAAGUGCGAGAUGUGCUCAGAAGGUUGGGACACGACUGAAAGUCAUUCGCGCAGCCCCCUUGUCUGAAGGUGGGAGUCUGGGGUGCAGUAUAAUGCAACGUAUCCAUAGUGCUUUUGACUCUCUGGAAAAAAUCCCGGGGUGACAGACACUAGAGGAUGGCCAUAAGUGCCUUAGCUUCUGUUUGCAAAGGGGGUGCCCAAUAUUUUCAUUGACACAGCUUGGAGGAGGAAUUAUAUCAAUUUGCUUGCUCUUCUCCUCCACCAUGGACAGCUCUAUGCAGACAUGGACAAAUGUCCAGAUUUGUCCAGCACAGGAGAUGCGUAAUGCCACUAGAGUGGUGGCACCCACUUUUCUGACAAUAUGGGCGCUUGCAGCUACACAUGCCAGUGCCAGUGCCUAUUCACCUGCCAGCAGAAUAAACUGUGUGGUGGAAUUGGUCCAAGUCUUUCCUUAUUUUAUUUUAUACCAUGGGGUCACUGCAUAGUGUCAGGGCACUGGCCUCCUCCUGCCAAGAAGUGACUAUUUAGUGGCACUGGCACACCCUUCCCGUUUUAACAAUGGAGUGCGGUAUACGGCUGCACUUUCCAUGAUCUGCCAGCAGGGGGAGCUGUAUAUUGUGAAAUGUGUAAAACAUUGGCCACUUCUGUAACUGCUAAUAAGAGAAUGUUUCAAGUGGCUCGGGUCCUCUCUCCCCUUUCUGCCUGAAGGUGGCGCUGUCUAGGAACGCCAGUGCACUUUUACUUUUCUCCUUCUGUCAAUCUGGGAAUGUUGGGGAUAGUUUGGGGCUUCAAGGGAAAGUUAGGCAGGCAUUAGUUUUAUUGGGUGAAGGGAUGUUGUGCAAUUUGGGGGGGGGGGGGGGGGGGGGUUUGUUGUUUAAAUAGUAUAUCACAGUAGAUCUAAUCAAGUGAGUGAGCGAGCGAGAACAGUGCGCGUUAGCAACACCAAGAUGACUGUGCGUUCAUCAUUUUUGAGGAAUAUGCCAUUAAGAGAAGAUGCAUGAAGUUAUUACUUCACAAUCAUGGAUUAUACUAAUUUGCCACAUGAAAGGGUGCUCUAAAGUGAAGCAUGUUUUAUACAUUUUAAAAAGUAACAAGCCUAUUGUGUUUUAUAAUGGAGAUUAAAGGGUACCAGAGUCCAAAUGUGAUAAAAAGUGGCAAAAGUUUAGUUUUAAGAAAAUGGGCCUUCCGUGUUUCUGAGCUAAGCUUGUGACGACAAAAGUAAACUGGAAAUUAAUAUGUUUUAUCACAGCAGCCCCCAGGAUAUUUCGUAAGGCAGUUGUUAUGUUGGGCAGCAUGGUGGCGCAGUGGUAGCGCUGCUGCCUCGCAGUAAGGAGACCUGGGUUCGCUUCCUGGAUCCUCCCUGCGUGGAGUUUGCAUGUUUUCCCCGUGUCUGUGUGGGUUUCCUCCGAGCGCUCCGGUUUCCUCCCACAGUCCAAAGACAUGCAGGUUAGGUGGAUUGGCGAUUCUAAAUUGGCCGUAAUGUAUGCUUUGUGUGUGUCCUGCGGUGGGUUGGCACCCUGCCCGGGAUUGGUUCCUGCCUUGUGCCCUGUGUUGGCUGGGAUUGGCUCCAGCAGAUCCCCGUGACCCUGUGUUCGGAUUCAGUGGGUUGGAUAAUGGAUAGAUGGAGUUGUUAUGUUUCAGAUGGCUGGGGUUCAAAUGUCUCUUUUCUGUUUGCUGUGUUCAUCUUUUUAAUGUUGAUAGUGCUGAUCGUUCAGUUUCUUUAUGCCUAGGUAACUGCUGCUGUGUGCCGUGUGUCUUGGCAGUUCAUUGUAUGCAGCUGUGGUGUGGUGAGUGUCGGCGGAUUUGUGGUUGUUCUGACGUUUUUGUGACUACUGGAUUUUUGACCCCUUUUUUGCUGUUUAUUUUUGGAUUUGUUUGCCUCUGGAUUGUAUAGCGGGUAACUCCUUUUAUCUCUUGUGCUUCAUUUUGCAACAGAGCAUUUUUUGUAAAAAAAAAAAAAAAAAAAUUCUUUGUAGUCCUCUUUGUGAUUAACCAGGGUAUGAUGGCUUCCCCCACCCCACCCUAGUGGACAUUUUUGAGUGCUUAGGAACUCUCUAGUUCACAACAAUCUUUUUCUUCUUAAUUGAUGUCAUAAACAAAUAGUAAGGAAGCUAAAGAGGAAAAGGCAUUUUCAUGUAUAGAUUUUGAAGAAGGGUGGCACGGUGGUGCAGUGGGUAGCGCUGCUGCCUUGCAGUUAGGAGACCCGGGUUCGCUUCCCGGGUCUUCCCUGCGUGGAAUUUGCAUGUUCUCCCCGUGUCUGCGUGGGUUUCCUCCCACAGUCCAAAGACAUGCAGGUUAGGUGGAUUGGCGAUUCUAAAUUGUCCCUAGUGUGUGCUUGGUGUGUGUUUGUCCUGCUGUGGGUUGGCACCCUGCCCAGGAUUGGUUCCUGCCUUGUGCCCUGUGUUGGCUGAGAUUGGCUCCAGCAGACCCCCGUGACCCUGUGUUCGGAUUCAGCGGGUUGGAAAAUGGAUGGAUUUUGAGGAAACCCCACCCUCACAUGCGCCCCCCCCACCCUACCCUCACAUGCGCCCACCCUAAACCCACCCCACCCUCACAUGUGCCCACCUGUGACGAUGCGGGUUCUGCUCCACACUCCCAUGCAGCUUCAGGGAGCUCUUGAACUCGACACCGUCGGUAACGUUACUGAUGAGCUCACCAGUGAGGCACAACAAAUGGAGCAAGGGGAUGGUGUAAAAAAGUGCCAAGUGCUUUUAUUAAAAUCAACAACAAAACAUUCAAAAACAAAGUGUCCAGAUAAGUAAAGUGCAGUGCAUUAAUUCAUUAAAUAAAUAAUCCAUAAAAACAAGUGCUGAGUGGAGGUUAAAAAUCCAAUAAAUAGAAAAAAAAAAAAACGUUCCUUUAAAAUAAUGAGGUUAAAACAACGGCUGGAAGCAGUCCAUUAAAAACACAAAGCCCGUUGUCUUCUUUUACCUGGUGGCUCCCCUGCUUCUCCCAUCUGGGCUCCGCAACAGGAGAGUCGCCCUUCCUGCAGCAGACCUUCUUUCCAUUCCUGAUCUGGAGGCCUCCCGAUCCCUGGCUUCGGUUGUGCUCUCCAGACCGAGACUUAGGUUCCCCAAAGGCCAGGACGCUCACAUUGGGGAAUCCAUCACCCAAGUCUCCUGACUCCCACUGACUUCUCGGCCUUAUGCGGCCAGCCAUCCUUCUUCUGAUCACUCCCGCUCUCUACUAAAUGCUCAGCAGGAGCGACCAUUACCAACUGCCGUAGGUGUUGGCCUAACACCCCUGCUAGGGCUCACUGUCCAGCUGCCUGCCUGCGAGCCUUCGUUCACUCACACCGGCUCUCUCCUUGCUGCUUCCUGCAACCUCUAUUUCUUUUUCCUUCAUUUUUAUCUCUCCCUCUCCCACUAGCCGCCUCGUGCUUCCCUUUAUAACGGGGACGUGAUUCACCUGUGGCAAUCAGCGGCUCCCAGGAACAAUUACGGAUGCGGAUGACUCCUCAGCUGGUGCUCGCAUCACGAAUUCCCCGAGAACCGCUUGGCCACACACCACCACGGCCCCUCGCUAAGCCGCGAGAGCAGCGAUUAUUUAUUUAAAACUGGCCUUUUUGACGUGAGCUGUGGACCUGCUACACCACACCACCCUAAACCCACCCCACCCUGAAGCUAUCUAAGAAAAUGGAUUAAAUUAGAACUGGUGGAACACGCCAGUCACAGACAGGGCCCAGAGGUCCACACGCCCGGCUGAGGAAACAAAUCUAAUAGAAUAGUGUCGCAUUUGAAAUCGGGGGUUCGCUGUCAGCCAUGACAUGACCAUGGAGGUAAUGUUGUCCCAUUUACUAAUAGUUAUGUGCAGGUCCCCCAUUAAUCAGCAAGGUUGUCAAAAGAGAGUGGGCAUCGUGUUUGGAUUAUGAUGAAUGCUUGCUUUCCUACAUUUGCUUCUGCAUUUCUGUUUCUUCUGUGGCUGUGUUCUGCCAUGGCUUGUAACACCAUACAGAUGGCCGUUCAAAUCAUACGAUUAUUUCUUUCUUAAAUGGCACCGGCGUCUCGCUUAUUUUACAUAGACCACCAAGCAAGAUUCACGCCAAGUGGCAGCAUGAUGGUGAGGAGCGCACAGAGUAGUUUCAUUAUUCUUUGCACAAAGUCAAUGAAUCUGAACUGAAGUGCUUACACUGCAUUUUCUUUUUAUUAGAAGUCUUAGAGGGCGGCGCGGUGGUAGCGCUGCUGCCUCGCAGUAAGGAGGCCUGGGUUCGCUUCCCAGGUCCUCCCGAUGUGGAGUUUGCAUGUUCUCCCUGUGUCUGCGUGGGUUUCCUCCCACAGUCCAAAGACAUGCAGGUUAGGUGCAGUGGUGAUCCUAAAUUGUCCUUAGUGUGUGUGUGUGUGUGUGCCCUGCGGUGGGAUGGCGCCCUGCCCAGGGAUUGUUUCCUGCCUUGCGCCCUGUGUUGCCUGGGAUUGGCUCCAGCAGACCCCCGUGAACUUGUAGUUAGGAUAUAGUGGGUUGGAUGAUGGAUGGAUGGAUAGAAGUCUUAGGCUUUUAAAGAGCCGAGCCACUUGCACAUUGCACUUUUGUGUUGUGCACACACAUGAUUGAAGUAAAAAAAACUGAUAUACUCAGUCCGCCUUUUUCACUUUUAAUAACAGGGCAGAUUAAAGCACCUCACACCAAUUAUCGAAUGUUCAGUCGCGUGACGUGUCUCUCUUGUUGAGGAUAUGGUAAUAAAAGAACGGAGGACAGUUUUGAGUGAGUAAUCUCACUGGUACCAGUCAGUCCGUAAAUCACCGUUGAGGACGUGCAAACUUCAUGCAGAUCCUGAGGGUCUGAGGCAGGAAUGACAGCCCUGUGCUACCCCUCUGCUUCUGCUACAACGUCAGUACUAAACUUACUCAACUUCCGCCUGAUUAAAAUGAAACUUAUGUUGUCUGUCUUUCUUGUCACUUGAUUGCAUGCUGGCUGCGUGCGGCUCAGUCUUUUUCUCGCUCACACACACGUCUUCAUUAUCAUACCGGUGGCAGCUGCCAAUACCUUUGUGAAAUAUCAGAAUAAGUUUCUGUAUAGUGAAAGAGUGUGAGAAACUGUAAGUGUGACUGUUUAAGUUAUUAUUGUCUAGCGGUCUACAGAACAGAGACGGCCAUUAUCAUUCACGUUCAACAAUAUCGGUGACAGCACUUGGAGACGAAUCCACAGCAUGCGUAUGACGAGCAGCAAAAUGAAGUGCAAAUGGCUCGAUUUCACUUUUUUGUUGUUCUCAUAUUGACUCUGAUGCACUAUUUUAUUAUAUUUGUGCAAUCUCAUGGCACGGAUUGACACUCAAUUACCUCUUUGGCUUAAAAUAUUGGUAUUUUCUCAAAGUUUUAAGGCCUUUUUUUCACCCCGAUACCCUACAGCUCCACUAUACAACACACCAUGCUUCACUUUAGGACUCAGUUUUUAAUGUGGCAAAUUUUAUAUCAAGUAUGAUUUUGAAGAAAUAACUUUGACUUGAAAAAUUCAACUGUUAUGCUUUAAAUGUGUUCUCGUCUCCAUCCGUCUGUUUCCUGCAGCUGCUUUAUCUAAUUCCGGAGGCAGAGACUAUCAUGAUAAUGUCAAGGUGGAGGUAGCAAUCAGCUUAGUUAGUCGCAGGGCACACUCGGGCACAUGCCCGCGCUUAUCUUGGGGAACUUUAUUUGAAGAGGGUGCCCAGGCUGUGGGCCUCGUCAGUGGAGAUUUCUGAGGGGUGCUUGGAGAUGAAGGGAAGAAAAGCAGGGGUGUUAGCUGAGGUGGGAAUUGUCAAGGAGGCCCCAACACAAUAUUAUCGUGGUACGUUGGAUCACACUGUGAUAAUGUUAUUGUUGUUUUGUAAUAUAUUAAAUAUAGUGAUUAAUUUCUGUAAUGUGUUCCUCUUUAUUAUUCC
Molecule: messenger RNA, 8789 nt
Organism: Erpetoichthys calabaricus (reedfish)
Lineage: Eukaryota; Metazoa; Chordata; Cladistia; Polypteriformes; Polypteridae
Gene: nlrx1
Product: NLR family member X1
Exons: 10
Coding region: 116-2980 (954 amino acids)
Biological process (GO): negative regulation of canonical NF-kappaB signal transduction
Cellular component (GO): mitochondrion
Molecular function (GO): protein binding
Source: RefSeq, a predicted model, not a curated record